AUCUAAUUUUCCAGUCUCUCCGUCCCCUCACACAACCACAAGUGCACAACGUUGCGAGAAAGCUCACCCCACAAUAAAUUAGGAGAGAGAAAAGCAGGCCCCUCCUCCAAGUCACUAAUUUUUUUCGUUCCAAAAAACUUGAUUGAAAUCCAGAAUUUAUAAAAAAAUUGCAAUUUUGACGCUUUUGGAGCUCUAUUUUCUUAAUUUAACGAUAUAAAAUUGAAUAAAUCAACUCAUUUUUUUCAUUAUUAAGAGUAACUAAAUUCUUAGGGUUUUGGUGGGUUUUCGUCAAUCAUGGCUCUCACCAUGGGGAAGCUCACUAUCCUCGUCGGUGCAGGCAUCCUGGGUGCUGUUUUAGCUAAAGAGGAACGCUUGCCUAGUUUCUCAGAUGUCAUCUCAAGUGUUGUAAAGGUUGCUCUGAAGCCAACACAUCAAAGUAAUUCAACUUCCUCAACAAGCAAACCAAGAAAUGACGCUUUGAUGGCUCAGGUUAACAGUUUAAGGCAAGAGCUGCAACUACUUGCAUCAAGCAAACCGGUGACAAUUGUGACUUCAAAUGCAGCAGGCGGUCGUCGAUACGGUGUAAUUAUUGUGAUUGCUGUUGUUGGCUAUGGAUAUGUGCGGUGGAAGGGUUGGAAAAUUCAAGACUUCAUGUUUGCCACCAAGCGUGGUCUAUCAGAUGCCUGUAAGUCUGUUGCAAAGCAGCUUGAUGAUGUUUUUCUCUCACUCAGGGCUACUAGAAAUGAUCUAUCUUCCAAAAUUGAUGGUUCAAGUCAUAAGUAUGAUGAGAUUGUUGCAAAUAGUAUUACUACUAAAGAGGAGGUAUCUGUAGUACGUGGAACGGUUUCUAAGUUUACGGUGGAUCUCCAAACUGUCAAUCAUAAAAUUCGGACUCUGGAAACCCGAAUGGGCAGAAUUCAAGAGAAACAGGAUGAUACAAAGGAAGGAGUUGCAAGAUUGUUACUUUGUACGCUAGAUGCCGAGAAUAAAUUUGCAGAUCUUAUUCAGGAUUCACCUUCUAGUGCUUCCAGUUCAGCUAUUGAACAUCAGCAAAUUGCAGCACCAUCAAGGACUGCGUCCUUGCCUUUAGUCCUGGAGCCUUCCUCUCCUUCAACGUCGAAUGGAUCUAGUGAGAGUGGUUCGAUGUCUGGGAAAACUUUAACUGCUAGUGGAUCUCGUAAGGUUAAUGAACUUCCAAGGAGAGCUACCUUGGCGUCAGGCGAGAAGGAGUGUCAAGGGACUUCUGGAGCAUACGAUAUCAAUUCAAGUCCUAGGGUUUCAAAUGGGAUUCAAAUAACAGAAAUCACAGAAAAACCUUCCAGUCCCGAGUCUCAUGCUGCUCAAUCCAAUGUCAAAACCGCUGGUUUGCUUUCUAGAACAAUUAGUGCGACACGGUAUUUCAAGUUCAUGUAGUUUGUAUGAGAUCCGUCCAGAUUCAGCGGUGGGAAACAGUCGAGAUUCACUGGACAUCUCCAGUAGUCGAAUGAUGUACUAGUAAACCUCUAGAGAGGAGUUUAGAAGUUUACAGAUACCUCCGCGAGACCAAUUACAACAUAUGACGGUAUGAACAAUCUGUUUCUGGAAGCUGAUACAGUAAGAAAUAGGCCUGAAGAAAGUACUCCCUUUAUUCUUUGGAGAUGCUUUGUUCUCUACGUUUUCACUUUCAUCAUAUUAUUAUUAUUAUUAUUAUUAUUAUUAUUAUUAUUAUUAUUCUUUUAAUAAAGAAUAUCCUUUGCCCAUUAAAGCCUUGAUCUUUUAGUUCAUUUGCCUUUCUACAGUUUUCAGUUUUUUAUCAUUUUUUUUUGUCAAUUAUUUUGCAACACAGUAACUGCCAUCUGCCCAGAUCACUGCUAGUGCUAAUUAUGCGCUUAAAUUUUCGUGAAUUUAUUACUAAUUUAUUGAUAAACGUCAAAAUAAAUCUUUUUUUUAAAUUUAAAAUAAAAUUAGAUAACCUAUACAAAUCCAAGACUAAAUUUUCUCAAAAAAUAAAAUCCAAGACUAAAUCAUUUGAUU
This is a messenger RNA of Amaranthus tricolor (Joseph's coat), 2013 nucleotides long. RefSeq lists its product as uncharacterized. NCBI's taxonomy places the organism in Eukaryota, Viridiplantae, Streptophyta, Magnoliopsida, Caryophyllales, Amaranthaceae. The record is from RefSeq and is a predicted model, not a curated record. The transcript has 16 exons. Bases 295 to 1413 code for a protein of 372 amino acids.